This is a messenger RNA of Cuscuta europaea, 1238 nucleotides long. The record is from the annotation of a GenBank genome assembly. NCBI's taxonomy places the organism in Eukaryota, Viridiplantae, Streptophyta, Magnoliopsida, Solanales, Convolvulaceae.
GAAGUCUAGGCGAAUCCAAUUAAAGGAAUGUUCGUAUAGGCUGCAAGUCAUGCGUACUCAUUGUGUGCAUCUUUCAACCGUCCUUGAGUGGACGAGACAGACCUUUGAUUUGCUUCAUAAAGUUCUUGAGCGGAACUCUGGGGCCUUGUUGACACAAGAAGAAAGUGAUUUGGCUGCUGACUUGAAAGCGAGAGAUUUGGAAAUAGCCAGAUUGCUAUUAAGCAAUUGCGUUCUUGAUAGUUUUCCGGAUGAAAUUGAUCAUCUUAAAUGUGAGAUUUCUGUUGCGGAUCAGAUUGAUCGUGGGCUAUAUUAUUACAAACGAGCCAAAUUUUGGGAGGAUGCCUCUCCUCAUCUUAAAAGGAUGCAAGAUAUUGAAAGAGACAUGGUCAAGAAAUCUGUUGAAGAAGACCACAAACAGCUGGACCACUUAUUUUUCCAAAAGUGCAUAAAAGAGCAAAUUGAGAUUUCAUAAUCAGUAAAUCAUCAAUUUCUGCUGCGUUUGUUGAGGUUCCUAUCAAAAGACACAUCAGCGGACACCAUCCAAGAGGCAAUAGAGGCAGCCGCUUUAUUUAUUUAUCACUUCUUGCCCCACUUUUGAAAGGCGCAAGUAGUGGAAAAAAGAGAGGUAUAAGGGGUGCAUACUAGCAUCUACUGUGCCUGGGACUUAUGGAUGUGAUAAACCAAUCGCCUAGCAGUGAGGCGCACUUUUUUACUUGUGUUCACUGUUUUUCUGAACAUUAUUGUGAUAAACCCUAUUUUGGUGGAUGUUUUUCUUGUGUUUACUGUUGUACUGAAUAUUAUUGUUAAUGUUGUUUAUGAAACACAAGUAUUUUUCCUGUCUUAAGAUUUAGUAAGGGUGAUCAAUGAAAUUAGGUAAGAACAAGUCUCUUCCAUCUCCCUAUGGCGUAAAAGGCAUUGCAUAUGGCGUUGGGAGUGUGAAGUACGGAAUAUUGCAUUGAGGCGUACACAAUAUUGCAUACGCAAUAAGGCGAUUUGAGGCGUACACAAUAGGAGGUCAGGGUGUAAGGGUGUCAUUCAGGCCCACCCUGCCCACUUUAAAAUUUUAUAAUUGAUGUUAUGAUCCCUAUUUCAAACCACUAGGUAUUGAUUGGAUUAUUUUUUCAAUCAAUCUAAUAGAUUAAUAUUUUCAUUUUUUAGAAAUUUAGUUUUGAUAAACGAUUCAGAAAGUUUUGGUAUUCUAUGGUACUUUGAAGUUUGAACAUAUUACUUUGCUAGGA